AUGGGUACCAACUUACACGAACUACUUAGAAGCUUCUGUUUGGGUACUGGUUGGAAGUAUGCCAUUUUUUGGAAGCUCAAUCAUCGUCCUCGGAUGACUUUGACAUGGGAGGAUGCUUACUAUGAUAGUUCUGAUUUUUAUGACUCUUCUGAAAAUAAGUACGGCCAAAAGACAUUGGAGAAGAUUGGCGGUGCGAAUUUCUUGCAUGACCCUUUAGGGUUAGCUGUGGCAAAGAUGUCAUAUCAUGUAUAUUUGUUAGGGGAAGGUAUUGUUGGACAUGUAGCCAUUUCUGGAAAGCAUAAGUGGAUCUGUGUAGAUAAUCAAGUUACAAGUUUUGGCCCAUUGUUUGAGUUUGCUGAUGGGUGGCAAUCUCAGGUUUCUGCUGGAAUUAGGACCAUUGCUGUUGUAGCGGUAGUCCCACUUGGAGUUGUUCAACUUGGCUCUUUAAAUAAAGUUAUUGAAGAUAUGGGGCUUGUAACCCAUAUUAAAAGUCUCUUUUCUACUCAAGAUUACACAACAGGCUAUGUUCCUAACCAAGUACAAUGUAGUGUGAAGAGUUCUCCAUCUGUGCUGGAUGUAUCCAUAAAAACUUUGUCAUUAGAAAGUAUGCCUGCCAACUUACAUGAUACAGAGAAAACCAUGAAAUGUGAAACACUGGAUGUUUCAAUGCCCGUUCAAUACUGCGGGAAGAACUAUGCCCCUCAUGCUGUUUACCAGGAAAUGGCUGUUGAUGUGGCCAAGAAUGAGGGCCUUGAAUUAAACAGCGAUGAAAGUUCCAUUUUGCCACAGUCAAUGUCAAACAUGACAAACAAUAGUAGCUACAAAGAUACAAGUUUGGAAUCAGAAAAAAAGGUUUCAUCAUUUUUACACAAUUUGGUUAUGGACAAUAAUAAUGUCGAUGAUUUAAUAUGUCCAUUGGAAAAAUUUGAAGUUGAUUCUACAUCCUUCCCUUUAGACUUUCUUGAUCCAAUCAUUUGUGAGAGUGAUAAGUUACAUUAUGUGGAUAUCAACCAAAAAGGGGUGUCAAAUGUGCCAAAACCUUCAUAUGCAAACUCCCUAAAAAGUAUUGAGAAAUUAAAGUUUCAAACUGAAACUUGUAACAAGGAUACCUCAUAUGCAUUGAAGUUUCCUGCUGGCUAUGAGUUACAUGAAGCACUUGGACCAACUUUUCUGAAAAGGAGUAAAUAUUUUGAUUGUGCAGCAUUGGCAAAUCAAGAUGUUAAAACUUCUGAGUUGUCGGACGAGAUUAGUUGUAGCCAAUUGACUUCUGAAUCUUGCCCAGAAGAUCUUUUAGAAGCUAUGGUGGCUAACAUUUGCCAUAGUAAUAAUAAUGUUAAUUGUGAGUUAUCAUUUUCUACAUCAUUGGAAGCUACAAUGGCCUCAGGAAGAAAUCUCAUAAGUUCUAUUCACACUCUGCAAAAUAUUAAUGCAGAAGACUAUGCAAUAGAUCAGCACCCUCAUGCUAGAGAGGAGACACAUCAUAGUCUGAGUUCACCAGGGAUAUGCUGUGUGGUAUCUCCAAAAGAUUUUUCUUCUACAUGUCGUAGUUCAUGCAGUGAACAAUUUGAGAGCUUUUUCAAAUCAACUAAGAACUGCAAGAAGAGAGCUAGGCCUGGUGAAAGUUGUAGGCCUCGGCCAAGGGAUAGACAACUGAUCCAAGACCGUAUUAAGGAGUUGAGGGAACUGGUACCAAAUGGAGCAAAGUGCAGUAUUGAUUCACUACUGGAGUGCACCAUAAAACACAUGCUCUUUCUCCAGAACAUUACUAAACAUGCUGACAAGCUAAAUAAAUUUGCAGAUACAAAGACGAAGGUGAGGUUUAAUGACAUCCAUGGAUCAUCUAGUUAUCAGCAUGGUUCAAGUUGGGCAAUGGAGGUAGGAGGCCAUCUUAAAGUUCAUUCAAUAUCAGUGGAGAAUCUUAGUAAAAGUGGUCAGAUGCUUGUUGAGAUGUUAUGUGAGGAGUGUUGCCAUUUUCUUGAGAUAGCAGAAGCCAUCAGGAGCUUAGAGCUGACAAUUUUGAAUGGUGCAACAGAAGCUCAUAGUGAGAAGACGUGUAUAUGUUUUGUGGUUGAGGUCCAAAACAAUAAAAAUUUACACAGAUUGGAUAUCUUGUGGCCGCUUGUUCAAUUACUGCAAUCCAAGAGCACAACGUUUUCAUAA
Molecule: messenger RNA, 2160 nt
Organism: Abrus precatorius (Indian licorice)
Lineage: Eukaryota; Viridiplantae; Streptophyta; Magnoliopsida; Fabales; Fabaceae
Product: transcription factor EMB1444-like
Exons: 11
Coding region: 1-2160 (719 amino acids)
Biological process (GO): regulation of DNA-templated transcription
Molecular function (GO): protein dimerization activity; DNA-binding transcription factor activity
Source: RefSeq, a predicted model, not a curated record